Klebsormidium nitens is the source of this 1180-nucleotide messenger RNA. The record is from the annotation of a GenBank genome assembly. Lineage: Eukaryota; Viridiplantae; Streptophyta; Klebsormidiophyceae; Klebsormidiales; Klebsormidiaceae.
CAUUCUUGCAAGCCUCGUCAGCAGUACUCUGCUCGAGAUUGGAUUCGCAGACGCCCCUGAGGCUGCCAGUGCUGCACACUCGGUAUUCUUCAAGCUCGAAAUGCUGCUUUAGCCUAUACAUAUAAAGAUAGACAACUCUGGAGCUUCACCGCAGCUGCAUCUUUCUCCGCUCCUUGCUUUCUGUUAAGGGUACAAUAUUUCAAGGGGGAAGCAAAAGCCUGAAUUUGUUCAGAUUGAAAGGCUGGGCGGCGCUGGGUGGCAUCAUUUAGCAGGUCUUCAAGCGGACAGCAGGGUGUUCGGAAGCAAGCCAUGGGGGCUCAAGGAGAUGGCGAGAAGCUUGCGUCGUCUUCGAAGCUGAAGUCAGCAGCUCUUUUGGACAUGAUGAAGGAACACAUAAAGGGUCCAGAGGGGAAGGGGCUACUUGAGAAGAUUGGCUUAGUGUAUCAGAUGAACAUUGGAGAAAAGAAGCUCGGGUUUCAGGAAGAGUCGUUUGUUAUUGAUCUCAAAGAGGGCAACGUGUACAAAGGGGCAUACAAGGGAGGAAAGCCAGACGCAACCUUCUCCUUUGCCGAUCAAGAUUUCGUGGCUGUUGCAACUGGGAAGUUGAAUCCUCAGAUGGCAUUCAUCAGGGGGAAGAUGAGGAUUAAAGGCUCAAUGAAAGCAGCUCAAAAGUUUACGCCCGACAUCUUCCCCAAGCCGUCGAAACUAUGAGCACGUGGCUACCUUGGAUCGAUCAACUACAGACGGCAUUGAACCAUUGAACUUUUUCCCUUCGGCUCGCCAGAUAUCCAAAAAGUGAAGGUUAGGGUCGCAAGCUAUAUAAAUAGACAGGUUGCUUUUCCUUUUCUGUUUCGCGCAUGUACUAUAUUGUAGCUAAGUCACUCAGCAAGUCGAUUGCAGGUGACAGUCAUUACAACCGUUCUGCACGACCUGACAGGGGAUGGUUCAGGUACUUUAUCUAACGUCUUGCUACAGAUUGUGAACCAAAUUGUGAUCACGAUGUGCAAUGAAGGUCAGGAUCGUUCCGUCGAACCUGGUCCAAGGUUCAACAUAGCGCCAGGCAUUCGGCAAAACUCGAUCUCCCGGGUUAGAGUUAAGGAAUUGCUUUGCGGUAUGUGAUUCAAGGGUCAAAAUAAACAUUUACUAGGGCGGACUCACCUGUCCAAUCAUGCUCAACGUG